AUGACCAAGCAUGACCGCAAUCUGGUCGUGCUUCCCCAGGCUCCCGCUGCGGCGGAACUGACCCUGGCGGAACAGAUCCAUCCGGAGGAGCUCAUGCAGGUAGCAGUCCGCGAGGCCAUGAUGGUCCAAAAUCUGGAUGCCUACGCAAAUGAGGAUCGCGAGCGCUCCCUCUUCCUGAUGGUCAUGGCAAGCAUUGGUACCACCCCAGAAGCCCCGCAGUCAAAUCUGCAGGCCCAACCUGAGGCGUACCUGCAAACCCACUUCCCCCCCGGGUUCCACGACCGUAACCGCCAAGCAUUGGGCUCCACUGACUCCAAGCUCCAUAAACAGCUGGAAAAUGUCCGAUACCAGGUUCGGAACCUUGUCUGCACAGGUAUCCUCCUCAUGGGCUCCUCCCUGGUCCUGCCCUAA
Puccinia triticina is the source of this 411-nucleotide messenger RNA. RefSeq lists its product as uncharacterized. The coding region runs from base 1 to 411 and encodes 136 amino acids. NCBI's taxonomy places the organism in Eukaryota, Fungi, Basidiomycota, Pucciniomycetes, Pucciniales, Pucciniaceae. The record is from RefSeq and is a predicted model, not a curated record. The transcript has 4 exons.